AAGCUGAAGCCGCCACCUCUUGAAGCUGGAGCGGCCAUGGCGGCGGCAGCGGAGGCGGCCUCUAGCUCCGUGUGGUGCUGCCUGCGCUGGGCUUGCUGUGGAGAAGGCAGCUCCGGGCAUAUCCCUCUCAAGGAGAUGCCGUCGGUCCUGCUGGACACGCAACAGAUGGGAACUGAUGUUGUUGUUGUCAAAAAUGGACGACGGGUAUGCGGUACAGGAGGUUGCUUAGCUAAUGCUCCUUUGCAUCAGAACAAGAGCUAUUUUGAGUUUAAAAUACAAUCUACAGGAAUCUGGGGUAUUGGAGUUGCAACUCAAAAAGUCAACUUGAAUCAAAUCCCUCUUGGGAAUGAUGUGAACAGUCUAGUUCUGCGAAAUGAUGGAACUCUUUACUACAACAAUGAAGAAAAGAACAGAUUGCCAGCAAACAGUCUGCCACAGGAGGGUGAUGUUGUUGGAAUUACAUAUGACCAUGUAGAACUGAAUGUAUAUUUAAAUGGAAAAAAUAUGCACUGUCCAGCCUCAGGAAUCAGAGGAACAGUCUUCCCCGUGGUCUAUGUUGAUGACAGUGCCAUUUUGGAUUGUCAGUUCAGUGACUUCUAUCAUGCGCCUCCUGCAGGAUUUGAAAAGAUACUCUUUGAACAGCAGAUUUUCUGAAGGUUCCUACUGCAGAUUUAUUCACUAGCACUUUUUACAACCCAUUAUUUCAAAACUUCACAUUAUUCCCAGAACACUAGUCCUGUAUUUGAUAACUCUAUUUAAUGUGUGGGAAAAUAUUGGAUUAUCUGAGAAGUAUGUUGCAGAUGUUAGAUUUAACUACUGUUUGUGAUACAGAUAAUAUUUGUAUUUGAUGUAAAGGGAUACAGCUGACAGUAUUCAGUGACCAUGGGCUCUAAGAAUGCUGUAUAAUAAUGUUGUUGUUUUCACAAAAUUGCAGUCUUAAUGGUUAUUCAACAGUUCUUCUGUAAUAUAUGUAGUAAUCAGAGAAACUGAUUACAAGUAUUUUGAAUAUAACACAAUGAAAAUAUUGACACCUGUUAUGCUUUUUAACUGCUGAGGUUCUAAUGUUUAUUUCUGAGGACUUGUGUAAAAUUAGGAUAAAUUGUUAACUGUUAAAAGCCAGGCCAAAUAAUAUCUAUCUUACUAAAACUGUCACUGGAACAAACAAAGCAGUACUGAACAGCCUGUUGCUUGUUGUGAUAAAGCUUUAAUUUUUAAAAUCUUAAUUACUGUUUUGAAGUUCCCCCCCAAAAUAUAAAAUGUACAGAUUGCUUGUCUCUUCAUUUUUAUGGUGGUUUUAAAUUGCUUCUCUGUGCACUGAGAAUAUUUAUAUAGCAUUCCUGUUCAUCCAGAACUAUGAAACUUGCUGUAAGAGAAUUGCUAUAUCAAAAUUAUAAGCUUUAUCUCUCCUUGUUUUUUGUUGUGGGAGAUAGGGAAUGGUAAUAACUAUCUGAGAUUUUCUGGUCACAUUUCAUAUGUUUAACUAUACCAUAGCAAAUAAGUGAAAAAGUGAUUUGCUCUAUUUUAUUAUAUAGGCUUUGUAGUCUUAAGAGAUUUAUAGAAUGUGCUUUCUUCAUAAUAUCCUAGUAUCAGAAAUACUUCCCUAUUAACUUUAUUAUUCCUCAGGGAGGUGUCCUUUUGCAGCCUUUUAGGAAAUUCUUUUCAAACAGCCCAUUACAGAUACACAUACAAAUUCAGUUUGUGCCACUGGAAAAUAUUCUGAAACUCCAAAUUCCGCACUUGGGAGGAUAUGUAUAAAAUGCUUGGACUGCUACUAUAAAGUCAUGCAUUUAACACAAUUACUACAUUAUCCAAAGUUUCUGGACAGUGUACCUGCUGGGUACACUGGGAAAUGGGCAAUAGGAACAAGAAGUAUAUGCUCUCGUGUAUAUUUUUGCCACAGUUGCCCAUUUGAUCCCUUUAAAAUUAAAGAUUGAAUAUUCUAAAGUAUGUGUAAUAAACAUCACUUUCUGUUAUGGGGCAUUUGAAAAAGUGAAAAGGGUAUAGUUGAGAAAAUAAAAUAUUUUUAGAAUUGAAUUUGAUAUAAAAUUCACAAAUUUUAAUUAUAUGCCAUCCUGAGUAAUUUUUAUUUCAUGCUUUUUUCCUGGUCCUCUUAAAAGCAUCUGUUUGGGUACAGCAGAGAUAGCAUAUUUUAUCUGUAACAUUAAAUAUGAAUUUAAACUCGGCCUUUUUAAUCUGGUCUUGUCCAGUUUUUGUUCAACCAUGUUAACUUCUUGCUUGUGAUCUUCAGCCACUACAUAAUCUGAAUGUGAUCCUCAAGCCAAAAAAGGUUUCCCUCCACUGUGUUACUGGAAGUCUGAUAACAUGUCAUUGGAUUUAACCUACUUUGCAUCUUCAGGAGCAUAUUUAUUGAACAUUUCAUGUAUUAACUGUCAAUAUUAAGAUUUUCACAAACCACCAUCAUGUUUUCUGAAUGUAGGUUUUCAGAAUGAAUUCUUGCUUAUGUACUCUGUAAUAAAAUCAAUUUUAUUUUAAAAA
Messenger RNA from Candoia aspera, 2496 nucleotides. RefSeq names its product SPRY domain containing 7 (gene SPRYD7). The record is from RefSeq and is a predicted model, not a curated record. Lineage: Eukaryota; Metazoa; Chordata; Lepidosauria; Squamata; Candoiidae. The transcript has 6 exons. The coding region runs from base 37 to 654 and encodes 205 amino acids. Gene Ontology annotation, molecular function: protein binding.